GCCCCGCCCCUCGCGCUUUCGCGGGCUCGGCCAGGAGACUUGGGCUCCGCGCGGCGCAUGGCGCUUGCCGGGAGAGUCAUGGCUACUUUCCGCUUGGCCCUCAUCCAACUUCAAGUUUCUUCCGUCAAAUCAGAUAACCUCACUCGAGCUUGUGGCCUUGUCCGGGAGGCGGCAGCACAAGGAGCCAAAAUAGUUUGUCUGCCAGAAUGCUUUAAUUCUCCAUAUGGCACGAACUAUUUUCCUCAAUAUGCGGAGAAAAUUCCUGGUGAAUCCACACAGAAGCUUUCUGAAGUAGCAAAGGAGUGCAGCAUAUAUCUCAUUGGAGGUUCCAUUCCUGAAGAGGAUGCUGGGAAAUUAUAUAACACCUGUGCUGUGUUUGGGCCUGAUGGCACUUUACUGGUAAAGCACAGAAAGCUCCAUCUGUUUGACAUUGAUGUUCCUGGGAAAAUUACCUUUCAAGAAUCUAAAACACUGAGUCCUGGUGAUAGUUUCUCCACAUUUGAUACUCCUUACUGCAGAGUGGGCCUGGGCAUCUGCUACGACCUCCGCUUUGCAGAGCUUGCACAGAUCUACGCACAGAGAGGCUGCCAGCUGUUGGUAUAUCCUGGAGCUUUUAAUCUGACCACUGGACCAGCCCACUGGGAGCUCCUUCAGCGAGGCAGGGCUGUUGAUAAUCAGGUGUAUGUGGCCACGGCUUCUCCUGCCAGGGAUGACAAAGCCUCCUAUGUUGCCUGGGGACACAGCACCGUUGUGACCCCUUGGGGGGAGGUCCUCGCCACGGCUGGCACUGAAGAGAUGAUUGUGUACUCGGACAUCGACCUGAAGAAGUUGGCUGAAAUACGCCAGCAAAUCCCUAUUUUUAGCCAGAAGCGAUUAGACCUCUAUGCAGUGGAGGCGAAGAAGCCCUAAGCCUUUUCCCUUCCUGGGAGCUCUCCAUUGAGAUGACGGAGCGUCAGCACACUGACAUCUCCACACCGUGUUAAAUAGUCCAGAAGGACUCGGGCUGGCAUUGAAGAGCAGGGGAGCCAGGGAUGGCUCCAAGCCUCCUUCUGUACCUAAGUUGCCUCAGAGCAGUUGAUGGAAGUUCCGAUCUUGGUGUCCUGGUGGUCGAUUCACUGGAUACGAAUGUAUCUGUCCCGAGCCUCUCGUCUCACUACUGGAGUCCAUUACACAGAAACCUGGGUCUGAGGCUGCUCCUUCUCGAGCAGUACCUCACGCUCUGCUCCGAGUGGCUAUGGGAGCAGGGUGGUGGGUCGUUGGUGUCUGCCAGCGGAGGUGGCAGCCCCACUCUUCCUAGCAGCCUUUGGGCUCUUCGAAUUCAGGGAGCUGACAGUGCAACCCAGACGCCCCUGGUCGAGGGGAAAGACGUUUCCACAGAGAGCCCAGUGCGGCGUUUGCUCCAGGCAACGGAAGAUGAGUCUCUGCAGGUUUCCUGAUAGGAUGAGUGUCUGGAAAGCUUUCUGUUUGCUUUUCUCCCUAGUAACAUUUCUAGCUUGAUAAAUGCAGAUUUCAGCCUGGUGCUUCUCAGAUUCCUUUUGCACAAUUAAAAAUCAAGAAUUCUAAUGAGCUUUAAUUUAUGUAUGUUAUGGCUAGUGUUGGGCUGGUAAACGUUUAACAACCAGCUGUCGGAGAAAAAGCCCUGAUUUUGUAGUAGCAUUUGCCAGCUUCCAUAGUGUAAAUACUUACACCAUGGCCAAAUUCAGGCCGUCAAUGUGACACCUCUAAACAGAGCGCUCAGAUGCAGUCGGCUCUCAUGAGCUGGUGCAGUCUGCUCUGACACAUCACUGUAUGUAGAGACAGUUCCCAUACUGGAAAAUAAAACAAUUUUAAAACAAAAGAAUACAUGAGCACACAUUCAGUAACUGUAAGAAUGAUGACAUCGUGUCCUCAGAAGAGUACGAGAGUGAAAAAGGCAAAGGGCUUUUUAAAAUUGUGUACAAUUUGGUCAAGUCUGACAGAGUAUACAUCCAUGAACCCGCUGCAAUCGCAAUAAUGAACAUACCCCCCCCCCCCCCAAAUUUCCUGCUCUUCUAUAACCCCCUAGCUACUCCUCUCAUCCACAGGCAAUCAUUAGUCGGCUUUGUCACUAUGGAUUAGUUUGAAUUUUCUAGAAUUACCUUAAAAUGGAAUCAUACUGUGUAUGUACUUUUUUGUCUGCUUUCACUCAUAAUUAAUCUGGAGAUCGAUCCACGUGUGUGCAUCAGUAAUUCAUUCCUUUUCUAUUGCUGAAUAACAGUCCACUGUAUGGAUACACCACAAUUUACUCGUUCUCAAGACAUCUGGGUUGUUUCCAGUUUUUGGCUAUUACAAAUAAAGCUGCUGGAAACAUUUUGUACAAGUUGUUCAUUUCUCUUGAGUCAGUAUCUAGGAGAGUGGUGGGGUUGUAUGUGUAUCUCACUGCCAAGCUGUUUUCCAAAGUGCUUGUGCCAUUUCACUGAGCUACGAGCUGUCUAUCAGAGUCCCAUUUGCUCCACAUCCUACACCUGGCGUGAUGAGUCUUAAUUUUAGCCAUUUUAAUGUGCACAUAAUGUUAUUUCAUUAUGGUUUUAAUUUGUAUUUUCCUGAUGACUAAUGAUGCUGAGCAUCUUUUCAUGUGCCUCUUUGCUAUCUGUAUAUCUUCUGUGGUGGAGUGUCUAUUCCUAUCUUUUCCCUGUAUUUUAUGGGGUUAUUUAUCCUCUUAUUGAUUAAUAAGAAUUCUUCAUAUACUCCAAAUAAAAGUCUUUUGUUAGGUAUUAUGUUUUAUAAAUAUAUUCUCCAGGUCUGAGGAAAAAAAUGUCUUUUCAUUUUCUUAAAAGUAUUGUUUAAACAGCAAAAGUUAUAAAUUUUCAGGGCUGGUCCGGUGGUGCAG
Equus quagga is the source of this 2848-nucleotide messenger RNA. It is a transcript of the gene NIT2, whose product is annotated as nitrilase family member 2. Gene Ontology annotation, biological process: oxaloacetate metabolic process; L-glutamine metabolic process. The transcript has 11 exons. Gene Ontology annotation, cellular component: mitochondrion. Gene Ontology annotation, molecular function: omega-amidase activity. Lineage: Eukaryota; Metazoa; Chordata; Mammalia; Perissodactyla; Equidae. The coding region runs from base 58 to 909 and encodes 283 amino acids. The record is from RefSeq and is a predicted model, not a curated record.